Molecule: messenger RNA, 950 nt
Organism: Sinocyclocheilus grahami
Lineage: Eukaryota; Metazoa; Chordata; Actinopteri; Cypriniformes; Cyprinidae
Exons: 1
Coding region: 63-710 (215 amino acids)
Source: RefSeq, a predicted model, not a curated record
AGAAGAGUGUCCUGUUUGUCUCGCUCUUUCCCAGCAUUGCGUGUUGAUUUAGCGUGGUGAGGAUGAGCAGCCCCUGUUUGUGUCGCACGGUGCCUGUGAGCCAGACCCGGCUGAGGGAGGUCAAACUCAGCUUGAAGACCAGCAGAGAGACCAUUGCGAUCCGCCCUACCCCUGUCGUCCGAGAGGUCAGCAGCCGGCAAUAUACCACGAUAAAAGAAGUCUCGACCCGGACCAAUGCACCAGGCAGUCGGAGCAGAAGCACCCCACCAGUUUACAGGGCCCAAAGCAGGAGAGGGGGCAAAACUAACAGUCCCCACAUUCGUGAACCUGAGCACCUGCCGGAGAGGAACGGAACUUUACUGGGCAUCACACCUAAAGUAGCGCCCAUGACUCUCACUUCAGUCUCCUCAACCUCAUCAUCCUCUUCCUCCUGCACCCCGAGGGGCCAUCGGCCCUCACCUCCACGAUCCUCACCAUCUUGCCCCCUGUCCCCAUCCCGGAGUAUGAGACGAGCACGCUGGCUGAGCUACAGUGCUUCCAACAUCUGCUUCAACAACUCCAUCCUGGAUGGGCGAUUCAAACAACUACAAGGUAGUGUCCUGCUAGAGUUUUUCCCUCCCAUCCUGGAGGAGGGGGCAGUCUUUCCCGGCAUACCCCACCACAGGGGACUUACAGGAAUAGGCAGAGAUCCAGAAUGGGAAGGACAUUAAGGUGGUAUGCUAGAUUGUUCUCUAUGGGGUGCUAUGGGAACUGGUUUGUCUUUUUAUGUGCAGUAUUUAUUAAUUUCAUUAUUUAUGCUGUAUAUACGCCCCAACUGCUCACUGUGUUACCUCUAAAUAUUGAAUGGCAACCUCAUAAAAAGGCCAUUCAGUGGAAAAAAAUUCUUCUUGUGCCCCACCACAUCUGUCUUUUUCUUGCUGAAGUACAAAUUGACUGGUACACUGGCGGAC